Molecule: messenger RNA, 1348 nt
Organism: Oncorhynchus mykiss (rainbow trout)
Lineage: Eukaryota; Metazoa; Chordata; Actinopteri; Salmoniformes; Salmonidae
Product: BTB/POZ domain-containing protein KCTD12
Biological process (GO): protein homooligomerization; regulation of G protein-coupled receptor signaling pathway
Cellular component (GO): postsynaptic membrane; signaling receptor complex; presynaptic membrane
Molecular function (GO): protein binding
Source: RefSeq, a predicted model, not a curated record
CCUCCUCUUCUCCUCCCACACAACUCCAGCCAUAUAAACAAAACCGUUACAUUUGUACUGUUGUUAUUUUUUUUUCCAUUUCCUGGAUUCGCCAAGUCCGUUGGAGUUCCACCCAGGCGCGCAGGGGGAGAGAGAUGGCACACAGUGAGAACCAACAUUCGUCCUUUUCUGAUAUAAUAGAAUUAAACGUCGGCGGGCAAGUGUAUGUAACUCGACAUGCAACUUUAGUCUCCGUCCCAAACUCUCUCCUGUGGACUAUGUUCGCACAGAAGAGCCCUACAGAACUACCGAAAGACAGCAAAGGACGCUACUUCUUUGACCGGGACGGAUUUCUGUUCAGGUAUAUUCUGGAUUAUCUGCGGGAAAGGGACAUCGUUCUACCGGACUUCUUUAAGGAGAGGGGUCGGUUACAGAAGGAGGCAGAGUUCUUCCAGCUGCACGAGCUCGCACAGCGCCUCAGACCGGCAGCGAGUAAAGAUAACUCUCUCCGGGACGAGCUGUGCGCCCAUGGGGACCCGGAAGAGGCUUCUCUCGCGUGCGCUCUGGGUAGUAGCAGCAUCACCACGACCGCGGUGAGCAGCCCGACUCCGAGCCUUCGCUCCCCGUUCCAGAAGCAUGGCUAUAUUACCAUUGGUUACCGGGGCUCCUACACCAUCGGGAGGGAUAUUCAAACGGACGCCAAGUUCAGGCGAGUGGCCAGAAUAACGGUUUGCGGAAAGACGUCCCUGGCCAAAGAAGUUUUCGGUGAGACUCUGAAUGAGAGCAGAGACCCGGACAAACCACCUGAGAGGUACACCUCCCGGUACUAUCUGAAGUAUAACUUUCUCGAGCAGGCGUUCGACAGGCUCGCGGAGGUCGGGUUCCGCAUGGUGGCUUGCAGCUCCACGGGCACGUGCGCGUACGCGAGCAGCGACCCGAACGAGGACAAAAUCUGGACCAGCUACACCGAAUACGUGUUCUCCCGGGACUGAACAACCCGUUUUCCGGGCCGCUAGGUAGCUUUACCUGAGGGUACUGGGACAGUGACGUCACGUGAUGCUCACCUGUACGGUAGAGGGACUACCUGCAGAAAUGUGAAAACUCCUCUAUCUUCUCUAUAUGUCCCAUCUGAUUAUGGGAAAGGUUAAAGGUUACUGAGGAUUAUUCUGAAAGUAUGGACAUAUUGGUUGUUGUUUUGCCCAGGCCUAUGUACGUCUAAUGGAGGUAUGUUUCAUGUUGCAGACCAGUCUAUAUUAUACAGUUAUACGACUGUUGUGACAGAAUGCUCUCAAGGUGUUUAUACUAACAUUAACACACACACACACACACACACACACACACACACACACACACACACACACACACACAC